Molecule: messenger RNA, 990 nt
Organism: Sitodiplosis mosellana (orange wheat blossom midge)
Lineage: Eukaryota; Metazoa; Arthropoda; Insecta; Diptera; Cecidomyiidae
Product: thioredoxin-related transmembrane protein 2 homolog
Exons: 1
Coding region: 1-807 (268 amino acids)
Cellular component (GO): membrane-bounded organelle
Molecular function (GO): disulfide oxidoreductase activity
Source: RefSeq, a predicted model, not a curated record
AUGGGGCUGAAAAAAGAUUUCAUUCUACUAACCAAACCUUAUUAUUGGGUUAACAUACUUUUGAGUUUAUCAUAUUUAUUGGCGAAAAAAACUCCUGGCGUUUGUGCAUAUUUAUUCACUCCCAAGGAAUCGGAAUGUGAAUUGGAUAGUCGGGAGACAGAAAUUUUAUUUUUUUUGGCAAUCGUAGUAAUGAUCCGAACGAGAAAAGCAGGAAGUGUUACAAUGAUCAAUUAUUUGACAUCAUCAUUCAUUUAUACAAAAAUCGCGAAUCUUCUUUUGUGGGCAUAUGCUGACUAUUUGUACGGUGUGGUGUUUGGUGUGAUUUUUACCAUAACUGCGUUAGUUUUGCCGGAACCAACCUACUCGGGACCAGAAAAUGUCACCUAUUUUCGAAGUGAAUUUGCACUCGAUGAUGAGCUCGAAAAUGAUAGAAAAGUCGCUUGGAUUGUAGCAUUUUAUACGGUCUGGAAUCCAGCUUGUGUUAAUUUUGCGCCGAUUUUCUCCGAACUAUCUGCUGAAUAUUGUUUGGAAAAUUUGCGAUUUGGCAAAGUAGACGUUGGCCGAUUCCCUGGCACUGAGAAAAAGUACCAUGUGUCUGACAGCUCACUCAGUCGACAAUUGCCCACAAUUAUCCUAUUCAGAAACGGGAAAGAGGUUUUACGGAGACCUGGUGCAGACAGCAAAGGAAAACUGCAAACAUUUUUUUUCUCCAAAGACAAUAUUAAAGCCGCAUUCAACUUGAACACAUUAUACAAAGAGUGCAAGGAAAAUGGUGUCAGCAGCAGCGAAAGCAGCAAAGAUAAAUAAUUUCAAAGCGAAAAUGAAUAUUACCUAAUUUAUUUUAUUGUACUCCUAUCGUGUGUGUUAAUAGUUUAGUCAUUUGUUCUUCUCAUCGUAUCGCUUGAAAGAACCGCAAUUAUUCAGUCUAUGUCACUUUUAUGUAUUCUCAUGAGUUGAUGCAUAUGGAAAAUAAACAUACAUAAAUCAGAA